AUGAUACCUAGCUUGCUGGUAGACACCAGAGAGCCCCCAGCAAUUCUGUGCCGCUUUGGGCACCACGGGACUGGAGGAACCCCAGGCACAGUGGUGCAGUUCCCAGUCAGACCUGCUGGAGGUGGAUCCACCUCCAUUGGCUCUUCGUCCUGUGGAGGUCGAUCCACCUCCGUGGACCCUACACCAUUCAGUGGUGGGUUGACCUCCACAGGUUUGGCAGAAUCGCUGAGACGGAUGCUGAAACUCGAACUUGUGGACAAGUGCAUAGGUUCACGCAUUCAUAUCGUGAUGAAGAGUGAUAAAGAAAUUGUUGGGACGCUCCUGGGGUUUGAUGACUUUGUCAAUAUGGUGUUAGAAGAUGUUACAGAAUUUGAGAUUACACCUGAGGGCAGAAGAAUCACAAAGCUAGACCAGAUUUUGCUAAAUGGAAAUAACAUAACAAUGCUGGUUCCUGGAGGUGAAGGACCUGAAGUGUAA
Messenger RNA from Opisthocomus hoazin, 477 nucleotides. NCBI's taxonomy places the organism in Eukaryota, Metazoa, Chordata, Aves, Opisthocomiformes, Opisthocomidae. The record is from RefSeq and is a predicted model, not a curated record.